AUGGCUCUCAUCACCUAUCCAAAAUCGGUAGUCUUCGACGCGAAUGGAAGCAAAGUGCAGUACACGCUCAUAAACUCAAGCCAAACAGAUCUCGUUUACAAACUUAAAUGCAACAAUCAUAAAAACUACAAAUUCAAUACUACGGAAGGAUUUAUAGGAGCUGGUGAUACCUUGAAAAUUGAAAUCACUCGCACGAAAGGACCACCUGGAAAGGAUCUUUUCUUUCUGCAUUAUGCAGUCGCACCAGUUGGCUCGAAGGAUCCUCAAGAAGUUUGCACCUGUGUGAUACCUAUUGCUACUAUAUUUGUGAAUAUGUAUGCAUAUUAA
Molecule: messenger RNA, 327 nt
Organism: Cylicocyclus nassatus
Lineage: Eukaryota; Metazoa; Nematoda; Chromadorea; Rhabditida; Strongylidae
Source: the annotation of a GenBank genome assembly